AUGUCCACCGCUACAGAGACCCCAACCGUGCCCCCAACGGGCAUGCGGAAAAACGUCCCCACUUCCCUGCUGUUCCUCAUCUCGGCUGACCCGAUCGGACUUACAGGCAAAAACUGGCAUGGCACUAAGAAGGCAUUCCGCCCCAAUGCCGGUUUGACUUCUUACGCUAAGCGUCAAGAGGCGCGUAAGCACCAGGACGCUGUUAAGGAGUUGGAGCGUGAGAUGAAAGAAGAGAAGGAGGCCGAACGUCAAGCCCAUAUCCAACGCAUCAAGGACCGCCGCGAGGCCAAGGAGGAGAAGCUUCGCUUUGAGAAGAUGGCUGAGAAGAUGCACCACAAGAGGGUUGAGCGUCUCAAGCGCAGAGAGAAGCGCAACAAGUUGCUCAACUCGUGA
Messenger RNA from Penicillium antarcticum, 393 nucleotides. RefSeq names its product CGR1 family protein. The transcript is spliced from 3 exons. Bases 1 to 393 code for a protein of 130 amino acids. NCBI's taxonomy places the organism in Eukaryota, Fungi, Ascomycota, Eurotiomycetes, Eurotiales, Aspergillaceae. The record is from RefSeq and is a predicted model, not a curated record.